This is a messenger RNA of Marasmius oreades (fairy-ring Marasmius), 1311 nucleotides long. RefSeq lists its product as uncharacterized. The record is from RefSeq and is a predicted model, not a curated record. The transcript has a single exon. NCBI's taxonomy places the organism in Eukaryota, Fungi, Basidiomycota, Agaricomycetes, Agaricales, Marasmiaceae. Bases 1 to 1311 code for a protein of 436 amino acids.
AUGGCUUCUCCCGAUUUCGCCAAAAUCCUUCAAAGCUCUUACGGCACGCCGUUUCCUGGCCUCCUCGAGCAUUUUUUUCCUCAGCAUGACUACGACGCGAUCCUGGAAGGAGUGAACGCCAUUCCGGAAGCCGAGGUCGAGGCUCGUAUGAAGUUCCUUUCGGGCAAAGUUCCGGGCCUUCCGCUGCUGGCCGAUUGCCUUGCCAAAGAGGCAAAACUCAAGCGGAAGCGGGAGCUGAAUGCGACGCUCCUCAACAAUCUCGGCCCUGACGAGCCCGGCAUCAACGCUCAAGUUCCAUGGCAAUCGUCUCUCGCCUACAAUGGCGUAUUCGACAAUCUGCUGGCCAAGUCUCCAGUCUUGACAAAGAAAGACAUCGAAGAGGCGAAAAACAUUCCUGCUCCAAGCGGAGGCAGGGCCUAUCUCUUCGAACUUUUGAAGAUCAGGAGUAGCACUGGCGAGGUGACUGAAUGGCAUUGGCUCGCCAUUGUGGUUACCAACGAAGGCGAGACCUACUUCCUUGAGGGCGUCUGGAACCUCUACACGGUUGAAACUGCGAAUAAAAACAGAGAUGUGCUCGCCGAGUUGUAUGGGGACAUCACCAAGAACUUCGAGAUGAUGCCCGCACCCGAGACAACCUUCCAACAACUCCACGGCGGUACAGCUAUCGGCCCCGAAGACUUGACGCUUGGUGGCGAAUACUCGGCCGAAAAAACCUAUGCAAUGAAUUCGCAGAAGGCUUUCGGUUGGGACCCUGUCAAGAACGGACGGCCCUUCUGGUCAGUCAAGCACGUUCUGGAGUAUAACGAUCUGUCACCGGAGCGGCUUCAGCACUUCAUCGCAGUAACCAGCCUCGUGAAAAAGAGCAACGACAAGGGUUCGCCCCUUAGCACCGGCACUCACUACAUCCUGAACUCCUGUGUCACUAUCAUCAUCGCCGCCCUGUUUUACGACGACACCGAGCUUCAAAACAAGCCGCUGCAUGAGCUGAUGGUCGGGCUCGCCAAAAAGGCUGACCACAUCCACGUGUCGGAUGACAUUACAACGACGGUCGAUCAUUUCCGCACCGAACAAUCCCGGUUCAGCACAACCACUCCUUCCGCGUUUGCCGAACACGUUGGAAAUACGAUGGAAAUGAAAACACUUCGUCAGAGCCAUGACGGACAGCCUCCCUCUAUCUCCUGCUACUUCGCCAAUCAUCAGGUUGCGCAGACCCCAGCCAUCGCCGCGCUCUUCGGUAUCGCAAUGCAACUCACCACGCAGGCAUUGGAAAAUAUGGUGGUUGCUCUUCCCCGCAGGAUCACCAGUGUCUAG